This is a messenger RNA of Sardina pilchardus (European sardine), 3524 nucleotides long. RefSeq names its product mitogen-activated protein kinase kinase kinase 9 (gene map3k9). NCBI's taxonomy places the organism in Eukaryota, Metazoa, Chordata, Actinopteri, Clupeiformes, Clupeidae. The coding region runs from base 1 to 3378 and encodes 1125 amino acids. Gene Ontology annotation, cellular component: cytoplasm. Gene Ontology annotation, molecular function: ATP binding; protein binding; MAP kinase kinase kinase activity. The transcript has 12 exons. The record is from RefSeq and is a predicted model, not a curated record. Gene Ontology annotation, biological process: signal transduction; protein phosphorylation.
AUGGCGUCCAUGGAUGCCUUCGGAUCGCGCUUUGAGUCCACGCGGAGUCCCAAAGGAUGCUGUGCCGCUCACGCGCUCGACCCGGUCCCGGAGAGUACCGGUUGGCCGCCGGUGAUCUCGAGCCCUGAAAAUGGCACUGCAGCAGCAGCAGCAGCAGCAGUACCGACCAGAACCGGUGCCGCCGUGACCGGUCUCUGGACCGCCGUCUUCGACUACGAUGCUGGCGCAGAGGAUGAGCUCAGUCUCCGGAAGGGAGACCUGGUGGAGGUCCUGUCGAAGGACUCGCUGGUGUCCGGGGACGAGGGCUGGUGGACGGGCAUGAUCGAGGACCGGGUCGGUGUGUUCCCCUGUAAUUAUGUGAGCAGCAGCAAUGGCAUCUCAGAGAAACUCCGGGACGCGACUUCUGAGGAAUUCUCUCAGUGUCCUGUGCCACCACUGCACGUGCUGGAGAUUGAGUUCUGUGAGCUGGCGCUGGAGGAGAUCAUCGGUGCGGGGGGGUUCGGUAAGGUGUACCGGGCGGUGUGGCGGGGGAUGGAGGUGGCGGUCAAGGCGGCGCGGCGCGACCCCGACGAGGACGCGGCCCAGACGCUGGCCAGCGUGCGGCAGGAGGCCAAGCUCUUCGCCAUGCUGCGCCACCCCAACGUCAUGGCGCUGCUGGGCGCCUGCCUGACGGAGCCGCACCUGUGCCUGGUGAUGGAGUUCGCCCGCGGCGGGCCUCUCAACCGGGCGCUGGCCGGCAAGCGCAUCCCGCCGCACACGCUGGUGGACUGGGCAGUGCAGGUGGCACGCGCCAUGCUGUACCUCCACUGUCAAGCCCUCGUGCCCAUCAUACACAGAGACCUCAAGUCCAGCAACAUUCUGAUUCUGGAGAAGGUGGAGCACGAGGACCUGAGCAACAAGACGCUGAAGAUCACCGACUUCGGGCUGGCGCGCGAGUGGCAUCGCACCACCAAGAUGAGCGCGGCGGGCACCUACGCCUGGAUGGCCCCCGAGGUCAUCCGCUCCUCCACCUUCUCCAAAGGCAGCGACGUCUGGAGUUAUGGCGUGUUGCUAUGGGAACUGUUGACUGGCGAGGUGCCGUUCCGAGGCAUCGAUGGUCUAGCGGUGGCAUACGGUGUGGCCAUGAACAAGCUGGCGCUGCCCAUCCCGUCCACCUGCCCCGAGCCCUUCGCCCGCCUCUUAGAGGAUUGCUGGAAUCCUGACCCCCACGCCCGGCCAUCCUUCACCACCAUCCUGGACCAGCUGACGGCCAUCGGGGAGUCGGGCUUCUUCGAGAUGCCGGCCGACUCCUUCCACUCGCUGCAGGACGACUGGAAGCUGGAGAUCCAGGAGAUGUUUGAUCAGCUCAGAGCCAAAGAGAAGGAGCUGCGCUCGUGGGAGGAGGAGCUGAGCCGGGCCGCGCUGCAGCAGAAGUGCCAGGAGGAGGCGCUGCGGAGGCGCGAGCAGGAGCUGGCGGAGCGAGAGAUCCACAUCCUGGAGCGCGAGCUCAACGUCAUCAUCAGCCAGCUGUACCAGGAGCGGCCGCGCGUCGAGCAGCGACAGGGCAAGUUCCGCCGCAGCCGCCUCAAGCUGCGCGACGGCAACCGCAUCAGCCUGCCCUCAGAUUUCCAACAUAAGAUCACAGUCCAGGCUUCACCCACUCUGGAUCGGAGGCGAAGCAUUCUGGGGAGCAACUCCACCCCCCCAACCAGUCCCCCCAUCCUUCCUCGCCUUCGAGCCAUACAAUUGACCCCAGGGGACAGCGGUAAGGUGUGGGGGCGUAACGCUGCGUUCCAGCAGGACGAUGAAGAGGAGCGGAAGAGCUCGCGGAAGAAGGGGCGCACACACGCACGCGGAGCCGGGCCCCAGCGGGAGCACAGCGCUGACGAGAGCACUAAGACUCCUAAGGAGGUGGGUGGGAGCAGGCAGAGGUCCUGUAGCGCUCCAAACCUGCGCCGCUCCCCCAGACACAGUCCAGCCGUGCCCGGCGUCCCCAGCCUGGCCGAGACAGAAAACGAGGACUGCUGCUUCCUGUCGGACUCCCCCGAGGGCUGCGUGUCUCCCGGUCAGUCCUACCUCUGCAUCCCGUUCCACCGGGACGGCUCCUCCACGCUGGCCGAGGGUAGCUACGUGCUCGGCCCCUCCGCCGCCGCCGCCGCCACCGCUACCGGCUCUACCGGCUCCAGAGCGGAGCUGGCCGUGUGCAGUCCGGCGCGCGACGCCGCGGUCAGCUCGGUGGCGUCCGGCAUCUGCUCGGGGUCGGGGUCGGGGUCGUCGGGUCGGCACCACCACAGCCCCGGGGGGGCCGGACGGCGCUCGGACCUCAUGCUGCUGGGCUGCGGGGCCAUCCUGGCGGCCGUGGGGCUCGGCUUCAACCUGCUGGACCUCCCCGCGCCCAGCACACACGUCUCACACACACACACACACACCCCCGGGGAGAGCAGCGGGGGCAAGACGCGCUGGGAGGGGCUGUUCCACCGCGGGGGGGGAGGGGGGGGCAACAGACGCAGCACCAGCCCCCCCACACGCAAGCUCUUCAAGCGGGAGAGCCCCCUGCGCUCCGCACCUCCUCCUCCUCCUCCUCCUCCUCCUCCUCCGCCCGCCUCCAUCGCCCCGUCCCUCACGCUGCUGUCGCUGUCCUCCGUGUCCGACUGCAACUCCACGCGCUCUCUCCUGCGCUCCGACAGCGAGGAGCUGCUGGUGUAUCGGCCGGCCACGCCACCUCCUCCUCCUCCUCCUCCUCCUCCUGCCCCGCCGCCGCUCAACCCGCUGGUCAACACGCACCUGGAGAGCUUCAAGAGGAACCCGCGCCAGUCGCUGACGCCCACGCACGUGCCCGUGAGCGUGCACGCCACCCGCGGCCUCCACCGCACCCCCUCGGACGGCGCCAUCAAGAAGAGGUGCCCCUCGUCCUCCUCCGCCAACCACAACAGCGGGCACCACCCACCGCAGGGGAAGCCGGACAGCGCAGUACCCGGGAGCCAGUGGUGUAUGAGAGAGGACAUCUCCGAGUUGCCACGGUUACCUGACCCAAAUUCGGUCUUCCCUCCCACUCCUCGUCGCCGGUGCCAACCGGAGCGUCCCAAAACGCUGGACUUCCUGGUUAGACCACGCCCCUCUCCGCGGAUUCGCAGCGAGGCGCCCUGGGGCGACUCCCCCAUUGGUCGGGGCCGAGGAGAGUCCCCAAGCCACACCUCCAGCACGGAGACCCCGCCCACAGUGGAGUUUGGGGGCGGCGCCGCCGUUCCUCCAACCCCGUGCUCCCCCUGGGUGAAUGACAGCCUGCUGGACCAACGGGACGAGGGCCAGUCCCGGGACGGAACCCUCCCACUCUGUAGGCCCGAAUCCUCAUUGGCCAGAGACUCUCCCUACCGCGUACGGCCAGGCUUCUGGUCAUAACUGUCCUCAGUAGUAAACCUAGAAGAACUGUUUAAGAAUUCCUAUGUAUCACAGAGCACGUCUGGAACGUUCUGCUCCAGAGAAGAGGAGGAGAGAGAGAGAGAGAGAGAGAGAGAGAGAGAGAGAGAGAGAGAGAGAGAGAGAGA